Molecule: messenger RNA, 4580 nt
Organism: Medicago truncatula (barrel medic)
Lineage: Eukaryota; Viridiplantae; Streptophyta; Magnoliopsida; Fabales; Fabaceae
Product: putative disease resistance protein RGA3
Exons: 4
Coding region: 229-3660 (1143 amino acids)
Molecular function (GO): ADP binding; protein binding
Source: RefSeq, a predicted model, not a curated record
CAUCCAAUCAUCCUCAUCUCUAACGUUUCUCCGAACUUCACCCAAUCAAUUCAACUCAAGAUUCAUUUCUCUCCAUGUCCAUCUUCAUCAACAUCGGAUCUAGUAAUUGUGUUAUCAGAACUACCACCAACAUGGUAAUAUGGUAGGUGUGGGGAUUCGUUGACCAAACUGAUCUUGCAUAUAGUCUGCAUCCCUGAUCAUUUUGGUUUUGUUGAAUUAAUUGAUAUCAUGGCAGAGGUUGUUGUUCGUCGGGCAUUUCUUUCCCCCGUCAUUCAAUUGAUUUGUGAGAGAUUAGCUUCAACAGAUUUGAGUGACUACUUCCAUGAAAAGCAUGUGAAAAAACUUGAAAUCACAUUGGUUUCAAUCAAUAAAGUGCUUGAUGACGCAGAGACAAAGCAGUACGAAAAUCUAGACGUAAAGAAUUGGGUUGAUGAUAUCAGGAAUAAGAUAUACGAAGUAGAGCAACUGUUGGAUGUCAUUGCUACUGACGCCGCACAACAAAAGGGAAAGAUACAACGCUUUCUUUCAGGUUCUAUCAAUCGAUUUGAAUCUAGGAUUAAAGUAUUGAUCAAGAGGCUAAAGGUUCUUGCAAAACAAAAUGAUAGAUUGCAACUUCAUCAGGAUUAUUGUUAUCAUGAAGAUGGAGCCAGCAAUUUUGGAACUUCAUCAUUCAUGAAUGAAUCUAUCAUAUAUGGUAGAGAGCAUGAGAAAGAAGAAAUAAUUGAUUUUUUACUUUCAUACAGUCACGGUGACAACCGGGUACCCAUAAUCAGUAUCGUGGGUCUGAACGGGAUAGGUAAGACAACCCUUGCGCAGCUUGUUUAUAAUGACCACAUGACGAGGGAUCAAUUUGAAGUUAUAGGAUGGAUCCAUGUUUCAAAAUCUUUUAACUAUCGUCAUCUCAUGAAAUCAAUUCUCAAGUCAAUUUCUUUAUCAACAUUAUAUGAUGAAGACAAGGAAAUACUUAAACAUCAAUUGCAACAGCGGCUAGCAGGGAAGAAAUAUUUGCUUGUUCUAGAUGAUGUAUGGAUCAAACAUUGGAAUAUGCUGGAGCAGUUACUACUUAUUUUUAACCCGGACUCUUUUCGAGGGAGGAUGAUAGUGACAACACAUGAUAAAGAAGUUGCAUCAGUCAUGAGAUCCACCCAGAUACUUCAUUUAAGGCAAUUGGAGGAGAGUGACUCUUGGAGUUUAUUUGUAAGACAUGCUUUUGAAGGCAGGAAUAUGUUUGAAUAUCCAAAUCUUGAAUCGAUUGGUAUGAAAAUAGUAGAAAAAUGUGGGGGGUCGCCUUUUGCUCUAAAAACAUUGGGGAUUCUCUUGCAAAGAAGAUUCUCUGAAAAUGAAUGGGUUAAGAUAUUAGAGACUGAUUUGUGGAGUUUACCUAAGAGUGACAGAAGCAUUUAUUCCUUUCUAAGACAGAGUUACCUUAACCUCCCUUCAAAUCUGAAGCAUUGUUUUGCAUAUUGUUCUAUAUUUCCCAAGGGUUAUAAGUUUGAAAAGGAUGGAUUAAUCAAGCUUUGGAUGGCACAAGGUUUGCUAAAGUGUUGCGGAAAAGACAAAAAUGAAGAAGAGUUGGGUAAUGAAUUCUUUGAUCAUCUAGUGUCAAUGUCAUUUUUCCAACAAUCAGCAAUUAUGCCAUUAUGGGCUGGUAAGUACUAUUUCAUCAUGCAUGAUCUUGCCAGUGAUUUAGCGAAAUCAUUGACAGGAGAAUCCCACUUACGAAUAGAGGGUGAUAACGUGCAAGAUAUCCCUCAAAGGACACGUCACAUUUGGUGCUGCCUUGAUUUGGAAGAUGGUGAUAGAAAACUAAAGCAGAUUCGUGACAUUAAAGGACUACAGAGUCUGAUGGUAGAAGCACAAGGCUAUGGUGACCAGCGCUUUCAGAUAAGCACCGAUGUUCAGCUUAAUUUGUUUUUUAGACUAAAAUAUUUGCGAAGGUUGUCUUUCAAUGGUUGCAAUCUCUUAGAGCUAGCUGAUGAGAUAAGAAAUUUAAAGCUUCUACGAUAUCUAGACCUUUCUUACACCGACAUUACAAGCUUACCUAAUUCCAUUUGUAUGCUGUAUAAUUUGCAUACGCUCUUACUGGAAGAAUGUUUUAAAUUGACUGAGCUCCCAUCAAAUUUUGGCAAACUCAUCAAUUUACGUCAUCUUAAUUUGAAAGGCACACAUAUCAAGAAGAUGCCAAAGGAGAUAAGAGUAUUAAUCAAUCUUGAGAUGCUGACUGAUUUUGUUGUGGGAGAGCAACAUGGAUAUGAUAUUAAGCUGUUGGAAGAACUUAACCACCUUAAAGGAAGGCUUCAAAUUUCAGGGUUGAAGAAUGUGACCGAUCCAGCAGAUGCUAUGGCAGCAAAUUUGAAAGAUAAGAAACAUUUACAAGAAUUAAUCAUGUCAUACGAUGAAUGGAGAGAAAUGGAAGGCUCAGAAACUGAAGCACGUCUCUUGGUCUUGGAGGCUCUUCAACCAAAUAGAAAUCUCAUGAGGCUCACCAUCAAUGACUACAGAGGUAGUAGCUUUCCAAAUUGGCUUGGGGAUCAUCAUCUACCCAAUUUAGUAUCUCUUGAAUUGUUUGGAUGUAAACACUGUUCCCAGUUGCCACCACUUGGGCAGUUCCAUUCUCUCAAGAAGCUUUCCAUUUCCGGCUGUCAUGGAAUAGAGAACAUUGGUUCAGAGUUUUUCGGCUAUAAUUAUGCUGCAUUUAGAUCCCUUGAAACUUUGCGGGUGGAGUAUAUGUCUGAAUGGAAGGAAUGGUUAUGCCUUGAAGGUUUCCCUUUGCUUCAAGAGCUUUGUCUAAAACAAUGUCCCAAGUUGAAAAGUGCUCUGCCUCAUCAUCUUCCUUGUUUGCAAAAGUUGGAAAUUAUUGAUUGCGAAGAGUUGGAGGCUUCAAUUCCCAAGGCUGCUAAUAUCAGUGAUAUAGAACUAAAGAGAUGUGAUGGCAUUUCGAUAAAUGAAUUGCCAUCAUGCUUGAUAAGGGCCAUCCUUUGUGGAACUCACGUCAUUGAAUCCACCCUAGAGAAAGUUCUAAUUAAUAGUGCCUUUCUUAAAGAGUUGGAAGUUGAAGACUUCUUUGGUCGAAAUAUGGAAUGGUUCUCUUUGUAUAUGUGUAGCUGUUAUUCCCUUCGCACUUUAACUAUAACAGGUUGGCACUCUUCUUCCUUGCCUUUUGCACUACACGUAUUCAACAAUCUUAAUUCUCUCGUGUUGUACGAUUGUCCAUUGCUGGAAUCGUUUUUUGGGAGGCAGUUGCCUUGCAACCUAGGCAGCCUCCGGAUAGAAAGAUGCCCUAAUUUGAUGGCUUCAAUAGAGGAGUGGGGUUUGUUCAAACUCAAAUCUCUGAAACAAUUAAGUCUUAGUGAUGAUUUUGAAAUCUUCGCAUUCUUGCCAAAGGAGACUAUGCUGCCAUCAAGUAUUACCUCUCUUGAGUUGACAAAUUGUUCCAACCUAAGAAAAAUAAACUACAACGGUCUUUUCCACCUCACUUCACUUGAAUCUCUAUAUAUUGAUGAUUGCCCUUGUCUUGAGAGCUUGCCAGAUGAGGGUCUACCCAGAUCCCUGUCUACUUUGUCAAUUCGUGAUUGUCCAUUACUUAAGAAGUUGUACCAAAAGGAGCAAGGAGAACGUAGGCAUACAAUUAGUCACAUUCCUGAUGUGACAAUUUCCUGAUUGGCAGCUGAUAUGAGAUGUUAUUGUAGCCAGUGCACGGUGUUUGUGAUAUAUGUUUCAAUGGUUUUUUUGACCGAUUACAUGUGACCUGAAACCAUGAUCUUUUGUUGCCAUCCAUUCUCAUUCGUGACCAAAUGAAUGGCAUGACCACCGCUCUCACACACAACCAGAAAUAUGUAGCUGUUUAUUCCACUUCCAGAAAGCUCAUGCAUGGUCCAAUUUUAGGCUCCACAUUUGGAUGUGUCGAUGCUGUGGCUUGUUGUGCAUGAUGUUCCCGGAAAAAAGAGGCGUGAGAAUUACUUGUUUCAACCAAUUAUAAGAAUGAUAAAUGCUGGUCCUGCUGGUGAGAUUCUCCCAGCCGUUUCAUCGUCAGUGGCGAGGAGAGAAUGCAGCUGAAGAACAAAAGCAAUUACAACAUCAUCUCAUAUUUUGGAAGACAAGUUUUAGAAAUCGACAUCUUUGAGUUUGCUAACUUUGGAUUAAACUGUAAAGGAAAAUCUAAGUUCCCUGGUUCUCUUUUUCCACCUCGUGCGUUCUGUUUAUGCCCAGCGACUGCUGCUGUCUAGGGCUGUGUUUGUGGAUCUGGUCUUGGGGAUUUUGUUAUUUUUUGAGUGGGUACCACCUAUAUACGGUGCCUUUUUAUUGUAUAGUUUUUUGACUGUUAAAAAGACGGCUGUCUAUCUAAUAUAUGGCCAGUCAAGUACAAAUGGAGCCAUUACCUGAACUAGAAGUGAAAUGAAAUCAUCACCUAAUGUGAAAAGGGAGAUAUCACUUAUUGUCAAGAAUGGAAGAAUGUUUAUGCUUGGGCACGCCUUUUUUUUUAAAUUUCAAUUCCCUUGUAUGUAUCUUGUGAUAUUUUUCUUGGGAAGGAGAAAUCCAUAUCAAUUUGUUGCCAAUGAAUGAAGUGUCGUCAAUUUGAA